This is a messenger RNA of Trachymyrmex cornetzi, 626 nucleotides long. RefSeq names its product shematrin-like protein 2. The coding region runs from base 104 to 394 and encodes 96 amino acids. The record is from RefSeq and is a predicted model, not a curated record. NCBI's taxonomy places the organism in Eukaryota, Metazoa, Arthropoda, Insecta, Hymenoptera, Formicidae. The transcript is spliced from 3 exons.
CGAUAGACAGUGGUGUUCGACAACGACAGAUGAGAAAAAAUCGGUGCGAUUGUUAGUACGGCGUCAGUCGGGCCACAAACUACAAUUACAAAUACGAGAAAGAAUGGCGUGCCUGAAGAUCUACCUUGUUCUACUCUUGGCCGUCGCAAUCGGCGUGGCUGUUGCAAAACCGGGAUACUUAGGAUAUAGUUACUAUCCAUAUCACUACGGAGGAUAUGGACAUGGGUAUGGAGGGUAUGGACAUGGGUAUGGAGGGUAUGGUCAUGGAUAUGGAGGGUAUGGACAUGGAUAUGGACAUGGAUUAUUUGGCUAUGGAUUUGGAUUUCCGUUCUACGGUGGUUACGGUCAUUAUGGUGGUUACGGUCAUGGUCAUGGUUAUGGCUACCAUGGUUAAGGUGGAUACAAAACGGCCUUCUUCUGGAUUCUCUCUGAAAUACCGUCUGAAGAGUGAGCUCAGUACAAAACUGAUCUACGUCGUUUUCUCUCCAUUGUAUCUUUUUGUUACCAGGAUUGAUCCAACGCCACAAAGAAUAUAACUGUCCACGUAACGCUUGUGUUACAUUGUACACGUAAUCUAUCUACGGCAAAAUUUUAAGAAAAUAAGAACAAAAUUCUUUAAAAAAUAA